This is a messenger RNA of Chrysochloris asiatica (Cape golden mole), 933 nucleotides long. Its product is annotated as olfactory receptor 2A12-like. Bases 1 to 933 code for a protein of 310 amino acids. Gene Ontology annotation, molecular function: olfactory receptor activity; G protein-coupled receptor activity. The transcript has a single exon. Gene Ontology annotation, biological process: G protein-coupled receptor signaling pathway. The record is from RefSeq and is a predicted model, not a curated record. Gene Ontology annotation, cellular component: membrane. NCBI's taxonomy places the organism in Eukaryota, Metazoa, Chordata, Mammalia, Afrosoricida, Chrysochloridae.
AUGAGAACUAACCAGACGUGGAUCUCAGAGGUCAACCUGUUGGGAUUCCAGGUGGACCCAGAAUUGGAAUAUUUCCUCUUUGGGCUUUUCUCCCUGUUCUACGCUUUCACCCUUAUGGGGAAUGGGGCUAUCCUGGGGCUCAUCUGCCUGGACCCCAAACUGCACACCCCCAUGUACUUCUUCCUCUCCCACCUCUAUGUUGUUGACAUGUCCUAUGCCUCCAACAAUGUCCCCAAGAUGCUAGCAAACCUUCUGAGUAUGAAGAGAAUCAUCUUGUUUGCCCCAUGCAUAAUGCAGACAUUUUUGUAUCUGGCGUUUGCGCACACUGAGUGCCUGGUUUUGGUGGUGAUGUCCUAUGACAGAUACGUGGCCAUCUGCCACCCCCUCCAUUAUACUGUCAUCAUGAACUGGAGGGUCUGCACCACCCUGGCUGUUACUGCCUGGAUAUUUAGUUUCCUCCUGGCUCUGGUCCACAUUGUUCUCAUCCUGAGGCUGCCCUUCUGUGGGCCUCACGAGAUCAACCACUUCUUCUGUGAAAUCCUGUCUGUCCUCAAGCUGGCCUGUGCUGACACCCGGCUCAACCAAGUGGUCAUCUUUGCAGCCUGUGUGUUUAUCUUAGUAGGACCCCUCUGCCUGGUACUGGUCUCCUACACCCGCAUCCUCAUCACCAUCCUGAAGAUCCAGUCCGGGGAGGGACGCAAAAAGGCCUUCUCCACCUGCUCCUCCCACCUCUGUGUGGUCGGGCUCUUCUUUGGCAGUGCCAUUGUCAUGUACAUGGCCCCCAAAUCCAGCCACCCCGAGGAGCAGCAGAAGAUCCUCUCCCUGUUCUACAGCCUUUUCAACCCCAUGCUGAACCCCCUGAUCUACAGUCUGAGGAACACAGAGGUGAAGGGCGCUCUGCGGAGAGUGCUGUGCAAGGAAAGACCAACGUGA